GCAGCCCAGCUGGAGUUCGUCCAGAUCCUGGUGAUCGUGGUGGUGAUGAUGGUGAUGGUGGUCGUCAUCACCUGCCUGCUCAACCACUACCGCCUAUCAGCUCGCUCCAUCCUCUCCAGACACGCCCCCGCACGCCGGAGACACCUGCCCCUGGCCAACGAGGGCAGUCUGUGGUCCUCUGAGGCGACGGGGACAAACAGCGGUCUACACGAGGUGUACAGCCCCCGCCCUCCAGACAGACCCGCCCCCUCGUCCUAUCUUCAGAGGGAGCCUCAGUCCCAGGCCCCUCUGCAGUCCCAGCGCUUCCAGCACACGUACGCCCCGAGUCGCUUCCAGCCCACGUACCCCUACCUGCCCCAGAGCCUCAUCGACCUCCCCCCCACAAUCUGCCUUUCAGACGGGGAGGAGCCCCCGCCGUACCAGGGCCCCUGCACGCUGCAGCUCCGAGACCCCGAGCAGCAGAUGGAGCUGAACCGCGAGUCGGUGCGAGCGCCGCCCAACAGGACUGUGUUCGAUUCCCACCCGAUUGACCCAUCCAGCUCCUGUCUGCAGGCCAGUCUGCAGGCGCCUCCGCCGAGCGUCCACUCCGGCGUCAGUGUGCUAGAAGCCCAGGAGGCGUUGUCCCGGCAGCAGAAGCCGGGCUCUCGAGUAGACGGCGCUCCCCCGACCUACAGCGAGGUGAUCGGCCACUACUACCACCCGACGUCCCUGACGCCCGGCCACCACCAUCGGACUGUGUCGUCCACACAACCACCGCCGUCCUCGUUCAUGCACGGCCUGCUCCGACCUCCACCUCAGCGGCGAGGAAGUGUGGACAACAGGAACGCCAGGAACACAAAGGAGAAAUCCCAGAAGCCCCAGCAGGUGUGACAGAACGGCUUCGUUAUUCCAAGACUAUUUCUGCUCGCCGCCUGGGAAGUUUCCUCAGCAAAAGGGGAAUGACCUGGUCUUUGGUAAAAAACGGUUUAAGGGCUGGUUAGUUGUAGUUUCAGCCGGGCAUGUUGGUCAGUGUCCUGGAUCAUCCUGGGACUGGGAUGGAGUCGGCUUUUGGAUAGGUAAGAACACCUGGAAGCCUUGAACCUCCUGCAGAGCACAUCAGAGGAGGAACGCCUCGUCCUUUUCCUCCUCCUAUCAGACUGACCUAUCCAGAGUUCAUUCAUUAUAAAUAUUUACAUGUUUGUUUGUUUGUCUUCUUCGCGCUGACGAAAACAUUUCCUUUCCAGACAAAAUGGCGAAACGUUGCAAGGUUUUUAAUUUUUUUGUGAUAAUCCCCCAGUCACUGCUUUGACUUCAUUUGUUUUCCAUUUCCAGUGACUCCUGCACCAUGAGCUGCACUCCCUUGGACAAAUGGCACGUUAGAAUAUCUCCAGAGAGACUUAAGGUUUAGUUAGCGUAACUAGCUUAGCAUCGUGCUGAACGUCCUCGAGCUAAAUGUUCUGCCUUAUAUCAACCAACCGGUGCAGGAGUCCUCGCUUAAACCCCCCCUUCUGUUGUUUUUAAUUUGAUGUUUUCUGAAGAAGGUUUGCACAAAGUUCAAGACUGUUCCCCGGAGAAACAGAAACAAUCUGCAAUAUGACGAGGAACAGAAGGUCAGAGGAGGUAUUUUUAUACACUUGAUAGAUUCUUAAAGAUGUUUUGUUUGUUGUCGUCUAGUUUGAGAAAAAGAGAAACUUCAGUGAUCUGUUGAGGUGCCGACUCUCACGCUGAAAUAUCACGCUGUAUAUACACACACAUGUAUGCAGACUGAGAGCCGACCGGACGAUUUAGAGUUAUUUAUAUAAAUGCUGAAAAAGAAUUGCACUAUUUUUUUAGAAUGAGCAGAUGGAGCGUGAGUGAGAGACUUUGAUUGUGAAGGAGCUCCGUCUAUGGAGGCGUAGAUGGACCGAAUGAGACCCUGAAAACGUUUACUAGAAGGGGGCGGGACCACUCAGUGCACAGCGGCAGUAUCACGACACAUAUCAUGGAGAUCAGCUGACUUAAGCUCGACAGACGCACUCGGAACAAACGUUACCGAAACCAUUGAUGAUGAAAGAAACAAAUCACCCCUUUUUAUGCAAAAGUCCGAGUCCUGAGAGCGAAAACCGAAAAGUCAGCGUGGAACCUGUGGGCCCAAUCAGAAAACUCAGCUGCCUCUGUCUUUCUCUCUCUCUCUCUUUUACCCCAUUGGCCGAAAUCGUUAGCCAAUCCCAAAGCUGGUUGUCACUACCUCGACCAAACGAGUCAAAGCACAUACAAGUUUGCUCAUCAGACUUCUGCCUCAUCCAAACGAACGUCUGAACCAAUCAAGAAAAUGUGUGAUUUAGAGACUAGAGACUGUGUUUAUGAUUUUAUUUGAAUGUCCAAAUCUUUGUUUUGUGUGGCGAGAGAGAGAGAGAGAGAGAGAGAGAGAAGGGAUGUAGAUCCAGGGACACAUGCGUUAAAAAAGGAAAGAAAGCCAAGUGCCCAACAGGCCCUGAGAGAGUGAUACGCUGUCUGUGCACUGCUGGGUCCACACACACACACACACACACACACACACACACACCCCCCUCUGGUAAGGUCUCUUUCCCCUUACAGGCAUCUCUGAGCACUUUACUGCAGCAGGAAAGAGUCCACAAUCUCCUGUCAGCCAGCGCUGGGCGUUAAACUCGGUACAAAUCUUUACUUUUCUUUUUUCUUUUUUGUUUGAAUUCACUGAAUCAUUGAGCAGCUCUGAACGGAUGCAAAAAGUUCUGCUCCAAAGUCACUUGAAGCUUUGGUGCGUCUGUUUGAAUCCGCCCCCCCUCUUAGCGCAGACGUGGAGUCAGAAGAGAUGCUCUCUUCAUACAAGACACAAGGUCCUGAAGUGACUCAGUCGUCUUCUUCCACCCUCCAAACACUUUCUGGUGCCGACCAAAAUCAGUCGGUGGCGCUGAGCUUGGGCUCUGUUAAACAGUGGCAUUGAAUGUCUGGUCUCUUUCACAGCGAUCAUUCCUGAAAUCUUUUUUAAUAAUAACAGUUUAGACAUUUUGGAGACUGAGCAUCUCUCCGCUUUGUGCUGCUGCCACUCGGAUAAAAGAACCUUUGACAUUUGAGAAAUAAAACACCCCCAUAUUCUCUCAAUAAUAAAAAAAGACACUUUCUCUCAUCGUGUUUGCAGCUUUGGAGCAGAACUUUUUUGUGCGCUGAACGCAGCACGAGACGGGUCGUCAAGAAGCUAGACACACUGAAGUGUUGAAAAGUGACACGAGUGUUUAUGGCGGCCCUGUCGCGGGUCGUCCGUUGAAGAGUUGAAGGAAUAAAAAGUGAAAUUGUAGCUGAUGAGAAUAUGCAGAAUAUGUUUGGUAGAUGUGAAGGGACCACAUGUUGGCACAAAGAAAAGCCAGCGAUCUUUAGAGUCCAGUCUUUAUGCAACAGCGCCCUCUACAGGGACCGGAACCAAACCACAGCCAAGACCCCCAAAACUGACUCGGCUCGAAUUUGCAGAAGACAAGGAAAGACAAACGGCCAAAAAAAGUGAGAGUAUCGAGUGAAUCCCAAAUGUUUUUGUCUUUUUUCCUUCUGAAACGAAUCACAGACGUUGUAGGCCCCGUGUCCACCUGGCAUUUUAUUCUGAGCGCCAGGGUCUUUUCUCAAUGAGUAGAGAGCGUUUGCAGCAGAAAGCGGUCGCCUGGAGAAAAGGCGCAGCGGCCAGCGUCUUUUUUCUGAGCGCUCCGAGCUGCAGAUCUUUCAAAUUUGCAUCAGAGUCUCUAGAGAUUUUCUGUUAAUUUACUCGUCAUCUGUAAAAGACAAGAAAUUUUAAUGGUUUUCAAGUUAUUUCCAAAAAUCGUAAAGAUUCUUAAAACCAUCGGGGCGAAAAUGAUUCAGGUGUGUGUCCAAUAAAAGCUAGUUUUUUUUCGGCUUCUGAAGCAGCAAAUUUGUUUCCUAACCCAAAAUAAUUUACAAUCCAGGAUGCGAGGAAUGUUGUUAUCUCGUCCUCAUGAUCACACAGCAGACUGAAUCACUCCUCAAACUUCUGUUCAUAUUUUAACAAAUUUAAAACUCCGGAGCUGCAUCCGUCCGUCAAAUCAGGUGUUUUAUUUGUGAUUCGACUUCAGUGAUUUAGAAAAAGACAAAAAUAGAACUCAUAAUCAAAAGUCAUUUCUUUCUCUUGUUUUGUUUACAGUCUCUGCUUUCCUUUUUUUUCAAAUUUAAUUUGAGCACUUGAAGAUAAAAAGAAACGAUUUUAAAGAAUCUCUUGACCCAAAGCAGCCAAAGGAGUGACGAGUCGUUCAAUCAAAAAAAAAAGAAGAGAUCCUGAGCCCGGUCCUACCGACGGGCUUUGAUACGUUAUUGACCUUCCCUUAGGCUAGUCUCCUCUUUCCCUCCAUCAGGAUGAAUCUUGUGUUUGGACUUGGCUGUCCCCCCCUUUAGUUUUUUAACGGUUUGGGUCCCUGCUGUUGAGGGUUUGCAGCGGGUAUCAGAAGGCUGGACGGACGCUGAGCAGAGAGUAGUCGGUAGAUUUAUGUAGGUAGAGUCAAAGAGUAAAGACUGUGGAAUCAAUCUCUCGCUUCAGGGAAACCUGCGCUGGCUGACGAUACAUAAACAAAAAAGACGAGAGGAGAGGAUGGAGAAUCACACAUUUAUCCGCUCACACGCAGACGAUGCAGCGCUCUGCCAGCACACACACACACGCGCCUUUGUUUACACGCAGAGAGGUGACAACAGGUUCGCUUUGCCUGUCUUUAACCAUCGAUAUGUUCUAAAUUCUCUGUUUUAUUAUGAAGUAUUAAAACACAAGAACCAUCGUGAAGUCGACAGUGACCUUCAAAUCAAAUCAGUGCAAAGAAAACGCAGAAUUCUGUGGAUCUCUCUGCUUCAAACCAGCCUGAAAGCAGUGUGACUUUUUGUUUAGUGAGCAGACAAGGUCUUUCCCACAGCAGAGUGUGUGUGUGUGUGUGUGUGUGUGUGUGUGUGUGUGUGUG
This is a messenger RNA of Labrus bergylta (ballan wrasse), 4922 nucleotides long. The record is from RefSeq and is a predicted model, not a curated record. Lineage: Eukaryota; Metazoa; Chordata; Actinopteri; Labriformes; Labridae.